This is a messenger RNA of Medioppia subpectinata, 963 nucleotides long. Lineage: Eukaryota; Metazoa; Arthropoda; Arachnida; Sarcoptiformes; Oppiidae. The record is from the annotation of a GenBank genome assembly.
UCAUACUGUGUUUGGCAUCAGAGGUCAUGGAUUAUCCAGAAUAUGUCCACUCCUGACCUCAAGACUGAGAUCUCUUUGUGCAAUAAAUUCCUUCAAUUUGAUGAACGGAACUUUCUUUGUUGGGAUUACCGGCGGUUUGUGUCACAUUUGGCCGGAGAUAACGUCGAAUCGGAAUUGGAAUUCACUUUACAUAAGAUUCAGCAAAACUUUUCAAACUUCAGUUCUUGGUAUUACCGGAGCUGUCUGUUCAGGUCUGCGGCCAAUAAUCAUAGCUAUGACUUCAGUAAACAAUGGAAACAAGAGUACGAUUUGGUAGAGAACGCCAUAUUCACGGACCCGACUGACCAGUCGGCCUGGUUUUACCAUAAAUGGCUCGUCUCUACUAAUUAUGGCCGCAAUAUUCUUCCCUCAAAACAAUUAGAUAAUGAAAACAGUGUUAAAAUCAACAGAAUUGUAUUGAAUAGAAGUCAAGGGCUACUCGUUCUCAAUCUGUCCCGUCCUCUGAAACACAAGCCUUUAGUAUCAGUCGUUGUAAACGACAAAAUGCUGACCAAUUGUGACUGGAAUUCGCCCAAUGAUACCGACUCUAAAGUUUGGUUCAUUCAUUUGGAUCCCUUCCCCACCACUCAAAUCAAUGGACUAACUAUUAGUCCAAUUCCAACAUUUGCCAAAAAUCCAGAAUUAGUUGAAUUAAUUGAUUUAAAACUUGAUUCCAACGAAACAAAUGAAAAACAUUUGUUUGUUUGGGAGAGAAAGUCACACAAUUUGGACCAACAGUGGACUCUAGAGGAGUCUUAUCUGAAGACAUUGCGUGAAUUACACAAAUUAGAGCCAAACAAUAAAUGGGUGAACCUAACCCUUGCAUGGAAUGAACCAAACAAAUCGGAAACGGGCUCUAUAUUUGAUACACUCAUUAAAUUGGAUCCAUUGAGAAACAAUUACUACAACGACUUGAGUGAGUAA